AUGAAGAGGAUACGACCGGGGAGAUGGUCGGGCCAGUUGCUCAGCGCUGCCACCCGGCCAUCAUCAUGUGCUUUGCCUAUCGGUAGCCUCGCGACCGCCACAACGACCUCGACGUCUCAAACAUGCAGGCACCUGCAGCAAUUUCCUCAGGCUCGCCUACAGUCAACUUUUGACAGCCCCCAACAUAUCUUCGGAGAGAAUCCCGUCUUCCACAAAUACCCAUCACCGCUUCCCUCCCGAGCACGCGAUUCCGCCAAGCUUGCUGCCCUCCACGCACGUUUGGCUCUAUCCGAAAAGGUCCCCCUAGAAACUCUAGCCCGGACUCUUGUCGACCGCUCUGCCGACAAGGAUAUUCGUUUCAACAACUACAGCCUCUCGAGGCUCGGUGCCCAGCUCAUCGAGUACCAUGUGAACGAGUGGUUGAUGUGCCGGUAUCCCAGGCUUCCGUACAAUGUGCUUUUGGCCGUGCGGGACAGUUAUGCUGGCGAGUUAUCUUUGAACGAUAUCGCCAAGUCGUGGGGUGUCGAGUCGGCUGCCGAACCUGGUGGCGAGGUCGACCCGGGCCUUUUGCAGUUUUCUGUCUGGAACCCAAAGCCAAAGCUGGACGACCCUGACCACGACAGGAUCCAGGAGAUAUUAAAGAAAAACUUCAAGCUGCUGAUGAAGGGCGAGGUGGCUUCGGCCGACUCAAGCGAAGUCGGCCCCGCCAUGGACAUCGAUGACAGUGAACCACUACAACCCGCGACCAUCUCGCUGUCGCCCUCACGACACGUGGACAAAAUUUGUGUCGCCCGCGAUGCGCACUCGAACUUUGUGCGGGCUCUCGUAGGUGCUGUAUACGCUCACAGUGGGCGCGAGGCGGCCAAAUUGUUCAUCAACGCCCACAUCCUCUCACGCCACAUCGAUAUUGCAACCCUUUUCUCCUUCAAACGCCCAACCAGCGAACUCGCCCGCCUCUGUGCCCGUGAGGACUUUGCAGAGCCCACCGCACGCAUCCUCUCGGAGACGGGUCGUCACUCCCGCACUCCAGUCUUUGUUGUCGGCAUCUUCAGCGGCAAUGACAAGCUUGGCGAGGGCUCCGGCUCGAAACCCCAGACCGCUCGUGCAAACGCUGCCAUGAACGCACUCAAGGCCUGGUACCUCUACAGCCCCGGACCGGACGUCCGUGUGCCUAGCGACAUGCUGGUUGAGGGCGCCAAGCCAUGGACGCCAGCUUAUGUCGACAUUGGAGAGAUCAUUUGA
Pyricularia grisea is the source of this 1242-nucleotide messenger RNA. RefSeq lists its product as uncharacterized. The transcript has a single exon. Gene Ontology annotation, cellular component: nucleus. Gene Ontology annotation, biological process: regulation of gene expression; primary miRNA processing; rRNA processing. The record is from RefSeq and is a predicted model, not a curated record. Lineage: Eukaryota; Fungi; Ascomycota; Sordariomycetes; Magnaporthales; Pyriculariaceae. Bases 1 to 1242 code for a protein of 413 amino acids. Gene Ontology annotation, molecular function: ribonuclease III activity; double-stranded RNA binding.